UGAACGCGCGUGAUUCCGCAGUGCGUUCUGGCGUGCCGUCGCGACCUCUUGUUUCGUCUGACAGUUGCUGCGGCUGGAAGCGCAUCGCUUCAGCUCGAUCGCGUGUCGUAUUCACCGCGUGUGCGUGGGUAGCAAAAUUUUGACGGCUGUUUCUGAGUGUGUGCGGUUUGUCUCUGCUGUAGCGGCGGCAGGGGCUAUGAGUCUGGCUGCGUGAAGGGAGAAGCAGAGAGGAAAAAGGAAGGACGAAGCCGGGGAGAGGCAAGAGGCUUCCAAGACGGCGCGACGCGCAAGGAAUGCGGCCAGCAUGGCGGUGUCGCAGGUGCUGUGGCGGCUGUCCGCCGCGCCUCUGCUGUUGGCGGCACUGACCGUCGUCCGCGCUGCAGACAUGACGCAGCUCUUCCUGCGGAGCCCUGAGGACGCUGUGGCGCCGCUGGGUGACCGCGUCUCGUUCGACUGCCGGCUGCGCUCGGGGGCGGACCGCAUCCGCUGGAAGCACGCCGGCCGCUUCGUGUCGCACGUGCCUCAGCAGGCGCAGUCCACGUCGUCGUCGUCGGCGCACCCCGCCCCCUCCGGCGCCAGCGGCGGCAAGGGCCGCGUGCGGUCCAGCUACCAGGUGCACGUCACCAGCUACGACCAGGCCGGCGACUACCAGUGCGUGGCGUGGUUCGGUGCGGCGGCCCUGGUGUCGACGCCUGCACAAUUGCUGGUGGCUCGGCUGGACCCCUUCCCUGGUGGCGACGGGCCCAGCCAGCAGGUGGAGGUGCAUGUGGCCUUGGGUGGAAGUCUGGUACUGCCCUGCCAGCCACCCCCGAGUGUGCCACCACCCGCGCUGCUCUUCUACCGGGACGAACACCGCCUCCAGCCCAAGAGCGCUGCUGCUCAAGCCGGACCAGGAAGACUGCUCCUUACUUCCCUGAGUGAGUCUGACUCCGGUAACUACACGUGUGAGGCUGUGAAUGACAUCACAGGGCAGCUGGUGAGGUCACCCCGUAUCUUCUCUGUGACUGUCACGAGGGACCCACCACGCUCCGCACCCCGUUUCCUGGAUGACCCCGUCCCACUGCGGAGGUACCCUGUUAGGGCAGGUGAUAAUGUGACGUUGCCCUGCUGGGCACUUGGACAUCCGACUCCAGUGACGAAGUGGUUCCGGGAAGGUAACCACAAAUUGCACCCCACACGCUCUGCCAUGGUUCCUGGUGGACUGAUGCUGACAGGGACCACGCUGGAAGAUACGGGGCGCUACAAGUGCAUCUUGGAAAAUUCACUAGGUUCUGUCUCACUGGAAGCACUAGUUGAAGUUUUGGAGCCACCAGUCCUGGUGAGAGGCCCGAAGGUGGAUCGAGUGCAGCAAGGAGACAAUGUUGUUCUCGAGUGCGAGUUUCGAGGGUCUCCACAACCCAACAUCACGUGGGUCUUCAACGGAAACUCUGUGACCAAUGACAGCCACAUCACAGUUAUCAGAGGAAAUCUUGCCAUACAGAAUGCUGACCUAAAGCACGCUGGCAUAUUCCAGUGCUUUGGUCGAAAUGAGCUUGGGUCAGUCUUUGGAUCUGCAAUGGUGGAAGUCGCUCCUAAUGCUGUUAGCAUAAAUCCAGAUGACAUCGGAGCAGAUGGCACUGAUAUCGGUGAUGGCGGUGCUGGUGGCAGUUCUUACCAUAAGUCAGAGGGGCCCCACAAAGGCACCAAGGACCGCAGAAAGAUCAACCAUGGCCAUGUACGUAUGAUUCCUCCCUCGAGACCACAUGUCACACGCCUCUCAGACACAUCGGUGAUGGUGCGCUGGAAGGUGACCCCGAAUCACGGUCUGCCCAUCCAGUUCUUCAAAGUCCAGUACAGCCACAAGGGCCACGGGGGUUCAGGAGGUGGUGGCAAGCAUCAGAACUGGAUGACCAACAAUGGGGACAUACCACCCUACAUACACACGUAUGAGGUGGACAACCUGGAGCCCAACCAGACAUACCGGUUUCGCAUUGCUGCUGCCUACUCCAAUGACGACAAUAAACUGAGCCCCAACCUGCGACACUUCCACCUGAAGUCGGACGUCGGCAUACACCUUCCGGCACCGACGCUCUACAGGACAUCUGCCCUGUCCCCUACGUCCAUCAAACUCUACUGGAAGCAGUCAGAGCCGGCAGAGCUGGAAGGCUUCUACAUUUACUACCGGCCGGCGAGCACGGCUGGCGACUACUUGCACGUCACGGUGGAGGACCCGCAGGCAGACACGUUCGAUGUGGAGCACCUGCAGCCCGACACCACCUACGAGGUGAAGCUGCAGGGUUUUGUGAAAGAAGCUGCCUCGGCAUUCAGUGCCAUCCUCACCCAGAAGACUCUGCCUCUGCCCGUGACAGAGCCACCAGUUUCCGGAGCAGACAGCACCGUGGACGGGGCCAACAGUGCACAGGUGCUGGUAAAGACGGUGGAGGCGAGCGGGGCGGGCACCCUCUAUCUCGCCGUCGGCUGCAGCGUGGGCGUGAUCGUCGUCGUGUUGGUGGCAGCUACCGUCGUCUGGCUGCUCUACCGUCGGAAGGUCUCUGCGAGGGCUGGAGAGCGAGGGAGUGAUAGCCGGGACAAAUUCCCAGAGAUCACGGCGGUUGCCAAGGGCGGGCGCGGGGGUGGCCAGCAGAACGGCCGACCCCCGCAGCGGCUGCCGCAGACACAGCAACCGCUGGCCAACGGGAAGCUCACCAUCACCACGAACCCCCUGGCAGAGGCCGAGGAUGAGAGCCUGAUGGAGGCAGCGCGCAGCCAGAACAACAACUGCGAGGGCGUGGACCCGGCCACGGGGGCGUCGGUCCCUGCCGGCUCCACGGAGCUCGCCUGCUGGCGGCAGCAGCAACAGCAGCAGCCACAAGCACCGAUCCCGUACUCGUCCUCGAAUCUUCCCCCAGAAAACUACGUGUGAGCACCCGAAGCUGUCAUCACAUUUAUAGCAAAAAAAAAAA
Messenger RNA from Schistocerca piceifrons (Central American locust), 2942 nucleotides. RefSeq names its product interference hedgehog-like. Gene Ontology annotation, molecular function: protein binding. Bases 305 to 2902 code for a protein of 865 amino acids. The record is from RefSeq and is a predicted model, not a curated record. NCBI's taxonomy places the organism in Eukaryota, Metazoa, Arthropoda, Insecta, Orthoptera, Acrididae. Gene Ontology annotation, cellular component: plasma membrane; axon. Gene Ontology annotation, biological process: axon guidance; cell-cell adhesion. The transcript has 15 exons.